This is a messenger RNA of Rubroshorea leprosula, 260 nucleotides long. NCBI's taxonomy places the organism in Eukaryota, Viridiplantae, Streptophyta, Magnoliopsida, Malvales, Dipterocarpaceae. The record is from the annotation of a GenBank genome assembly.
CGUAAGUAUUUUUACACAUUGGAAUGUCUAUGUCAUCAUGGGCAGAGCCACAAAUUAAAGUUAGAGGGGGCAAGGGGAAAGUCCUCAAACGGCAGUUAACAGCAGUUAAGUUGACUGUGAGAGGAGGGGCAAAAUUGCUCGGAUUGUAGAGUUCAAGGGCUUAUAUGCAUCAAUUAGAGUCUAGGGGCUUAAUAGCGAUUCUGGGGUUGGUUCAGGGGCUUAACUUAUGGUUUUGCCUAUUAUAAAUGAUGUUGAAAUUA